Talaromyces proteolyticus is the source of this 2149-nucleotide messenger RNA. RefSeq names its product fungal-specific transcription factor domain-containing protein. Gene Ontology annotation, biological process: positive regulation of transcription by RNA polymerase II; DNA-templated transcription. The record is from RefSeq and is a predicted model, not a curated record. Gene Ontology annotation, molecular function: sequence-specific DNA binding; DNA-binding transcription factor activity, RNA polymerase II-specific; zinc ion binding. Bases 139 to 2130 code for a protein of 663 amino acids. The transcript is spliced from 5 exons. NCBI's taxonomy places the organism in Eukaryota, Fungi, Ascomycota, Eurotiomycetes, Eurotiales, Trichocomaceae.
AAUUACAUAUAUCAUAUCUACGUAUUAUUUUUACCGCUAUCUGGAACUUAUAACUUGUCCUCGUUGACAUCUAUCGACUACGUGUACACCCAAGUUUUGGUAUACUCUCAUAAACUAUUUGCUGUUAUCUUUGCUUUUAUGUCGCCUUCCCCGCGCAGGACUCGCGCGCCGAUCGCAUGCCAGCGAUGCAAACGACGAAAAACAAAAUGUAAUGGGGAAAUACCCGUAUGUUCAGCAUGCAAAAAAUCAGGGACAAGUUGCAUCUGGCCCUCAGCCAGCCGUGUUACUAUACCUCAAACAGAAGAACAGUCCCAGAUGUUGCAGUACACAGCUCAAUUGGAAGGCAAAGUUGCUGAACUUGAGUCACAACUAAAAUCGCAGCAGGCUAGGGAGCAGCCUAACCAUCUCAUCGAUGAUCUAGCACAUAACACCCCGGGCUCAGCUUCUAGUACUCCAUUUCAUGUAAAUUACAAUGGGGAACUUUCGACAGAUUUGGUUCUGUUGAGUAUGAAUGCAACCGCAGAGCCCUUUUUCGUGGGCCCCACGUCGGGAUUUUCAUUAUCUAAACUCGUUGAGGGGAUACUGUCGGCUGCUGAACCAACAGGGCAAGAUCAACUAAACCAACAUUUGCAAACAGAUAAUCAAGGCCAUCUGCCGUCGGCAGAGCUCGACACAGUGAGUAUCCAGGCAGAAGAUACUCUCAUCGAGACGUAUUUCCACAAAGUCCAUUCGCGAUACCCCUUUCUAGAUCGCUCAUCAUUUUACGAGAGACUCAAUCGCCAGAAGAUUACAUCCUCCGAUGCGCAGAAUCACGCAUCAGAGCUUUUUAUUCUUUAUAUGGUGUGUGCGGUAGGAUCUAGGGUAGUCAAGCUUCAUCCUGAAAUAGCCGAGUCGGCAAGUCCAGAGAUAUACUUUGCAAAGGCUCUGCGAUACAUUGACGCCGCAACAACGCAGCAAAGCCUACUUAGAAUUCAGGCUCUUCUCCUUCUAGCUAUAUAUCUUUUACGAACACCCGGGAGCGUGUCCAAUCUUGGAAGCUGGCAUAUAAUUGGCCUCGCAGUGCGAUGUGCAGUCGAGAUGGGCUUACACCGGAAUUUUCGCGGUCAACAAGGGAAAAAUCACAGCCUAUAUUCCAUAGAGGUUCGGAGACGAACAUUUUGGAGUGCAUACAUAUUGGAUAGAGCAGUGUCUUUGACACUCGGGCGCCCUUUUGCGCUGGCGGAGCACGAUAUUGAUGUUGCGUUACCUCUGGAUAUUGAUGACACUACUACCGAUGAAAACGUUAUCAAAUUGGCCCAACAAAACGGAGCCACUGGCACCUUUUCAACCCUCUCAUCUUUUAUUCACAUGUGUCGUCUUCGGCGAAUCGAAAGCAAAAUUCAGCACGAGAUCUUUGGUGCAGGCGAUGAAAUAUUCAUUCCUGAUAGUUCGUACGAUGAGAAAAUUGAUCUCUUACGAAGGAUGCUAGAUUCAUGGAGAGAAGUCAUUCCAGUUCAACCGAAUUGCGAAUUGCAAGGUGGUCGAGGUUACUCAAUAUACGAUACCAAAGAGUUCCUUAACAUACAAUACAGCAAAGCUCUACGUAUGCUACUACAACCUCGUAUCACUACAACGAGAUACUCACCUAACGACGACAAAACCGCAUUCUAUUUCAGCCUCAGCGCCCGUGCAGCGGGAGAUAUUUGCCAAUACUACAAAACUCUUCAUCAGCGACGACCACUAGGAUGGAACUUGCUCGCUUUACAUUCAAUUUUUAUGGCCGGUCUGACGCUCCUCUACUGCAUCUGGGCAUUGAGGGAAACACCAAAUCUCUCCGUUUUGGAAGAUAUAAGGGCUUGUUCGAAUGUUCUGUUUGCGAUUUCGGAGAGAUGGCCAACAGCAAACCGAUUUCGGGAUGUGUUUGAAGUGCUCACGAAGAAAUUGAUGGAAACUGUGAUGAAUGGCGAAGUGCCAGCUACCAAUGACUGUGAAGGGCAUGACUUGGAACAAGAGAUGGAUUUUGCCUCGCCGGGCUUUGAGAGCUUCUGGACGAUAUUUGAUGAUCUCGUGGAUGAUGAAUAUAUUCGAGAUCAGUUCAGGUUCGAUGAAGGGGAGAACUCAGCGUUUAUGGGAUUUUCUACAAGCCGCUGACCUUAAAUGUUUUCUUGGG